Messenger RNA from Eriocheir sinensis (Chinese mitten crab), 1028 nucleotides. RefSeq lists its product as uncharacterized. Bases 141 to 752 code for a protein of 203 amino acids. NCBI's taxonomy places the organism in Eukaryota, Metazoa, Arthropoda, Malacostraca, Decapoda, Varunidae. The record is from RefSeq and is a predicted model, not a curated record. The transcript has 4 exons.
CUAAUCAGCCAUCAUUGUCAUCAUCAGCCGCAGAACCCGCGCUCGCAGUGUUUACAAAUUUUAAAAGUUCACGUCUUUCCCGAUCCCCAAGUCGAAGAGUUUUCUGGACCGUCACAGUGGCAUCAGGAGGUGGAAACAGGAUGGGUGAUAUCAGUGACAGUAUUGCAGGUGACGUGAGUGAGGGGGAGAAGCUGCAGGUGGUCAGAAACACCCUCAAUAAUGCUGUCAGUAAGGUGCUGGGCGGGUGGAGGUCAUCUCUGCUAGCCAGCUGUUUUCCAUCUUUGAGCAAAGAUAACAAAAAUGUUAUUGAUGCUAUGAGAGCCAGCAUGGCAAUGGCUGUGCAAAAAGCUCUCCUUGAAGACUUUGCAAUGAUAGUAGAUGAAGAUGUUACUAAGUCUCUGAAUGAAUUCAACACCAUCAUCAAGAGCUGUUCUGGUCCCAAAGAUUCCAUAGCCUGGAGACCUCCUAGAGAUCCUCAGAUACACAUGCUUGCUCAUGAUGCAAAGGUGCUGCAAUAUGAAAAAGAGCACAUUUUAGAGGCUCUUAAGCGUGUAAAGGCAUCCUCUGGCAGAGCCCAGGAAGCAGUGGAUCGGGAGAACAAGGAAUGCCAGAAAAGACAUUUGGAAAUAGAGAGAAAUAUGUCAGUAAUCAAUGACUUGCUGGAAACAUCAGAAACCAUCAAUGAUGCUCUUAUUAAGGACCUGGGCCAGGCAGUUCUCUCCAGUCCAACAAAUAGCAAUACUGAAGACUGAGUGAAGAAACUGUGUUACAGAGCUAAAAAUUCAGAAUGGUGUACCAUUUAUUAUGUAUUCAGCAGUGAACCAUUAUUGUGUUUAAGCCCUCAAUGAUUCAUACUAAUUCAUUGACAGGCUGAACACUCCACAGUUUGCUUGUUUUGUAGCACAGGGAAACCAUAUUUUUAUCUUGUAUAUGCUACCCCAUUCUGUUCUUUCAUUGGACUCACUUUUUCCCAAUCAUUCAAACAUAUAAUUGUACUUUCUCUGAAUUACAAGCUUUAUAGACAGCUG